CUCAAAUUGACCGACCAAUUGUAUGUAAUUCGAGUGCAAUUAAAAUACAUUGCCGCGUUAGUCCGCCGAACUUCGGUAAAUUACCAGAUGGCAUUAGCUUACUCGACAUCCCAUACACAUACCGAGUGCUCACUCAGCUCCAAGUCAACCAGUCUGUCGUCAUUCUCACUUUGGCCCGUCAAGUCCCAAGUCCACAUCAUGUUCAAGUACGUGACCAAACUCGCCGUGGUGUCGGCGGUGUUUGCGACUGUACAAGCCAACAACUGCGCCGGCGCUGCCGAGCGCCCCCCGACCGCCGAGCUCCAGAUCAUCUCGUACAACGACGUGUACGAGAUGAAGCCAUACAACGACGGCAACGGCAUCCUCGUGGGCGGUCCAUCCCAUGUCGUGCCUUUGACCAAGACCCUGCGCAAAACGUACGAGAACAGCUUGGUCUUGUUCGCCGGCGAUACCAUGAGUCCGUCGCUGUGGUCGGCAUACUUCAAGGGGUUGCACAUGAUUGACGCGCACAACGCGAUCGGCGUCGACUAUGCUUGCUUGGGCAACCACGAGUUUGACUUUGGCAUUGACGGGUUCUUGAACGUCAGCGCCAAGUCGGAAUUUCCGUGGCUGAAUGCGAACGCGUACGAACUUAGCACCAAGCAGCUGCUGCGCGGCACCAAGCCGAACGCUGUCAAGACGUUCAAGUCCGCGACCAUGGGCUCGUUCAAGGUCGGGCUCUUUGGCGUGAUGUACGACAUGAAGGAUGACUCGAAGGGGCUGUACUGGACCGACCCGAUUGUGGCCGCCAAGGAGCAAGUCGCGUACUUGCGGGAUGUGGAAAAAGUCGACUUUGUGAUCGCGCUCACGCAUCAGUUCCUCGACGACGACAACGUCUUCUCCCAGGAAGUCAAGGGCGUGAACAUGAUCUACGGCGGCCACGACCACUCGGCCAUGUACCAGACCCAGUUUGGCACGCCGUACCUCAAGUCGGACCUGGACAUGCGCAACAUCUGGUUCUCCCACCUCAAGUGGUACGCCGCGCGCAGCAAGUCCAAUGGCACCGCCGCCACCCCCGCCUUCACCAAGAUGACGCACAAGAACUUUCCCAUCACCGAAGCGCUGCCCACCGACGCCGCGCUCGAUGCUGUUAUUGCCACGUACGAAGCCCAGAUCAAGGACCUUAACCAGCGCGUGGUCGGGUCGCUCUGCCAACCCACCGACCUGACCAAGCUCGCCGUGCGCUUCAAGGAAUCCCCCAUCGGCAACUACAUCAGCGACGGGUUCCUGUCCUUCUACAAGGCUCGCGUCAAUGUUGAAGUCGCCAUCAUGAACGGCGGCGGCAUCCGUACGGACCGCGUUUGGCCUGCGGGUGAGAUCAACGUCGGCGACCUCAUCUCGUGGUCCCCGUUCGGCAACGUGCUCGUGGUCGUGAGGACGGACGGCCUCUCGCUCAAGAAACUAAUCAACUCGGAGAUGGUCGCGUCGUGCGGCGGCAACAACUUGGUCGCGGAGAACGGCAUCUACAUCCACUCCGCCGGCGUGAAGUACGUGUUUGUGUGCAACGGGUUGAAAUCGGGCGCGGUCACGGACCUCACAUGGAUCGGCGGCAACCGCACCGGCGCCGUGCUCGACACGGACGUGUUCAACUUUGCCCUCCCUGACUUUGUGUACGCCCUGUUCAAGAAGGCCGGCGGCAACACCAUCCAGUUGAUCAUCCCGGCCGCCGAAGCGUCCCGCCACGAAGUCACGAUCGACGAGUUCACUAAGAUCCAACCGAACCGAACCGUGUGCCCAAAAUUGGAAGGCCGAAGUUUGGUCAAGUUUGCCUAGGUUGAUUUUAGAACAAAAAGUGAAAUAUAUUUUGAAUUCGCUAUAAAAAUUUCCAAAUUCUGAUUGGUUG
Messenger RNA from Aphanomyces astaci, 1882 nucleotides. RefSeq lists its product as hypothetical. NCBI's taxonomy places the organism in Eukaryota, Oomycota, Saprolegniomycetes, Saprolegniales, Verrucalvaceae. Gene Ontology annotation, molecular function: hydrolase activity. Gene Ontology annotation, biological process: nucleotide catabolic process. The record is from RefSeq and is a predicted model, not a curated record. The transcript has a single exon. The coding region runs from base 88 to 1812 and encodes 574 amino acids.